Molecule: messenger RNA, 3090 nt
Organism: Salarias fasciatus (jewelled blenny)
Lineage: Eukaryota; Metazoa; Chordata; Actinopteri; Blenniiformes; Blenniidae
Product: transcription factor E2F3-like
Exons: 8
Coding region: 218-1558 (446 amino acids)
Biological process (GO): regulation of transcription by RNA polymerase II
Cellular component (GO): RNA polymerase II transcription regulator complex
Molecular function (GO): RNA polymerase II cis-regulatory region sequence-specific DNA binding; protein dimerization activity; DNA-binding transcription factor activity, RNA polymerase II-specific
Source: RefSeq, a predicted model, not a curated record
GCCAUUUCUAGACGGGGGAAACGAGAGUUGCGCUACUUUUUAAUCCGUUGCAUCUGCCUAAAUGCACUUUCCGGGGGAAAAAUACUUUUCAAAAGUCGAUUAUUCAGACACCCAUCUUUACAUCGGUGUGAUUAUUUUUGCGACCAUUGCUGUGGAUUAGCAGCCAGACGAGCUUGAAAGUUAAGAGACAAGAAAGGGGUUACCCCGAAUACGCAAGAUGAGAAGAGGGAUCUCCUCGGCUCCGGACAAAGUGAUUUUAGCGGGGGUUGGGGGCUCUACUCUGGAUAAUAAUAUAAUUUUAACAGCGUUAUCGGAUCGUUUAAACCCCGGACAAUCCAACGCGACGUAUAUCCAAAUAAUAACUACACCUCCGCCUUGUAACGUUACACAGACAUCCAAUGUGUGUUUAUCCGAGCCUCAGAUUAACAACAUUUACACAACUCCACAACAAGCAGCUGCAAACGGAGCAGGACAACGACCCGCUCUCGGAAGACCGCCGGCGAAGAGGAGGUUGGCGCUCGAUGAUUCAGACCAACAGUACCAGACAGAACCGGCCAGAACGCCGAGAGGCCGAGGAGGAGCAGCGACCAACGGGACCCGGCUAAAGACACCAAAAACACCCAAGUCCCCCCCUGAGAAGACGCGGUACGACACAUCUUUGGGCCUGCUAACGAAGAAGUUUGUGGACCUUCUUGCUCAGUCCUCCGAUGGCGUUCUGGACCUUAACCUUGCUGCUGAAACCUUGCAGGUGCAGAAACGGCGUCUGUAUGAUAUCACCAAUGUACUGGAGGGCAUUCACCUCAUCAAGAAGAAAUCAAAGAACAACAUUCAGUGGAUGGGCUGCAGCCUGCUGGAGGUCGAGGGGGCAAUGAGCCAGAGACAGAGACUGACAGCUGAAGUUUCGGCGCUGGGCGAAGAAGAGCAGAGGCUGGAGCAGCUCAUCCAGAGAUGCAGCCUGGAUAUGAGACAGAUGAGCGAGUUGCCCGGCAACCAGAAAUAUGCGUAUGUAACGUACCAAGACAUCAAGCAGCUGGGGAACCUGAGAGACCAGACUGUUAUUGUUGUCAAAGCGCCCACAGACACCAAACUGGAAGUACCACACCCUGAUGAGAGUUUAUCCAUCCACCUGACCAGCACCAAGGGCCCCAUCGAAGUCCUGCUGUGCCCCGAUGAGGAGAACGACCCCCGGAGUCCCAUAAAAAAUGGAAGCACGGACAUCAAUGGGAACUCACCUUUUCUCAAAGUCCUCCAAGACUCCGGCUGUCCCACCACCACCUCUCCAAGCUCUUUGCUUGCUCCGCCCACCUCUUCCUCCGCCUCGGCCGUCUCCGUCACCACUCUCUCGCCCAUCUCGUCCCCGUACACCAGCCUCCUCCAGCAGACGGAAGACCAGAUCCCGUCUUCUCUGGGGCCCUUCUUGAACCUGGGGCCUCCUCUUCUGGACCAGGAGGACUACCUGUUAGGCCUGGGAGACGAUCAGGGAAUCAGCGACCUGUUCGACGCCUGUGACUUUGACAAGAUUCCUGCUCUCGCCUUGGAUGACCUCCUGUGCAGCUAGCAUUAGCUUCAAAACGCGAGGCGGGAAAUGAAGCACUGAGGGUUUUUCCAGUGAAAACCAUGUUCUGUCAUGGUGUCAGUGAUGAACGGCCUGAUCAGUGUGAAGCCUUUGUUUUUUUUUAGGGGAUGCUAUUUACACAGUUGAUUGGUUAAGUAUAAAGGGGGAAGGAGAAGGUGUUCACUCCUCUGUAUGAAGUUGUGUGUGCGUGCGUGUGCGUGUGUGCGAGUCAUUGUACCGAGGCCAACAAAGAACAGCUUGCUGGAAGCCCCCCUCCCCACACCACCUGGCAUUAGUAUCAAUUUUUUGGGGGGGAUUGAGUUGUUUUUUUUUUUAACAGUAUAAUCACCCACAACAUUGUGGAGAAGAGGAAAUACGGUAAAUUCAGUUUUCUCGUACAUCCAGGUAACUGGAUGGUAAAGUGUUGUGUGGGCGGGCGGUCCACUGAAGAAUCCUCCUCGAUCUCAUUUUAUCACACCAAUGACCUGUGACACUGCUGACUGUUAAAUCGGCUUCCUCCGUGUGCGAAGGCAGAACAUUUUUAGAGCGUAAAAGAGCCAUUGAAAAUAAAACGGGACACUUGUGAUGCACAGCAUGUGAGAAUACGGUUCACUCGUGGUUACAGGUUAAAUGCUUCACUUCCUCUCUGUGCCUCCUCAGACAUUCGGCAGUUUCUCAUAACGUUAGUAACAGUAAGUAUGUUUUCAAGAUUUAGAUGAAUUCCAGAUUUCAACAAACGUGGAAACGACAAACUGAUAAAUAGGACCCUCUGAAUAUAAAAAGAAUCUUUGCCGUGCUAAGAGGAAAAAGAGCAUUUUGUCUGAUGUAGCCUAGGAAUUUGUGUUUAGUUGCUUAUUAAAUGCAGAAAAGCCAUUUCUCCUGGGCGACGCGGGGAUCCCCGUUUGGCUUCCUGACGCACGAGCGUGAAAAUCAGAAGACUUUCUGAGACACUUUGUGAAUUCAGGGCUCCUCCGCUCCUUUGCUGCUUCUCACCCGUCCCUCUCCGUCUUCAUCAGCAGAAGCUGCCGUCGCCAAACCUCUUCGUCUUUCUAAAGCUUCCUCACACGACGUGCUGUGCAAUUCCGCCGUGGCUCCAGCUAAUCAGAGCCACUUCCCACCUUAAAACCGUCUCCCCAGUGUGUGUCGUGGGCAGGACCGGUGAGUAUUAGUCAUUGUAGGGUCGGGAACGGUUGAGUUUUUAGUGAAUUUUAAUACUGUGGUAGUUAUUAUUGACUUCACUUAAACGAGGAACAGUAGCCACUAGCUGACUUCGGCAUGCACGCAAGGGCUUCUUUUUUUUCUCUGAGGAGAAAAUUAGGUCAAAAAAAAAUUCCCCUUUGAACUAAUGGUCUUAGUAAUUUUUUCAAGUCCCCCACCCCAAAAAAAAAAAAAAAAAAAUGCUGAACUGAACUCAGAAUAUGUUAUUUAAAAGUAAUAUCCUGUAUUCACAAAAAACAAAAAAAAAAAAAAACAACUUUUGACAGAGGCUGUUAGACUAUAGAGGUAAAACGUGAUCUUUUCAACUAAGCUUGAAG